AUGGAUCAAAAACUUAGAAGCCAGGUCAUUGAGGUUGUGGGGCGCAUUAAUGGAAGAUUUGGAACUCUUACUGAUGUACCGAUACAUCAUCUGCUCAAGAUCCAUUUUACAUCGUCAAAGAAGAGAUUCAAGACUCUAUUGAUAAAUUGCAAGCAAGUUUUCACCAAUGAGAAAGGAUUCCUCCUGGAAGUGGUGAGCAAGUUCAUCUCACCAAAGAUCUGCUUGCUAGUUGUGAGAGCAUCGAUUGGCAGGAAUGUGGAUGAAUUGGACAAAGCAAUUUCGGUAGCAGCUAGAGAUCCUUCUUGGUAUGGCAUCGAUGAAGUUGAGCUCGAAAGCAGGAGGAAAUGGACCGCUAAUGCUCGUAUUCAGGUGGCUGAUGUCAAGAAAGCUGUUGGAGCUGAAAAAGAGAAUGAUAGUAGUGCAAGUGCGAUACGUCGAGAAUUAAUGAGACUGCCAAAUUCUCAGCAACCAGAUAUGCCCGACCACUAUAGUGCAAAAAAUACUGAUGACUUUAUAGCAUCGGAGUCAGAUAGACAAACGCUUCUUAUAAAGCAGCAGGAAGAGGAGUUGGAGGAGCUUAACGCAAGUGUUCAGAGAAUCGGAGGCGUCGGGCUUACUAUACAUGAAGAACUCCUUGCACAGGAGAAGAUAUUAGAUGAGUUAGGUACUGAAAUGGACGGCACAAAAAACCAACUGGAUUUUGCUCAGGUAAUUUUUUUCCACAAUCUGCAAUUAGAAAUAUUAAAUAUUUGAUCUUAUUU
This is a messenger RNA of Hibiscus syriacus, 761 nucleotides long. Its product is annotated as syntaxin-61-like. Gene Ontology annotation, cellular component: membrane. The transcript is spliced from 7 exons. The coding region runs from base 1 to 753 and encodes 250 amino acids. The record is from RefSeq and is a predicted model, not a curated record. Gene Ontology annotation, biological process: Golgi vesicle transport. Lineage: Eukaryota; Viridiplantae; Streptophyta; Magnoliopsida; Malvales; Malvaceae.